Messenger RNA from Juglans microcarpa x Juglans regia, 3103 nucleotides. RefSeq names its product glutamate receptor 2.8-like. Gene Ontology annotation, molecular function: ligand-gated monoatomic ion channel activity; signaling receptor activity. Bases 138 to 2981 code for a protein of 947 amino acids. The transcript is spliced from 5 exons. The record is from RefSeq and is a predicted model, not a curated record. NCBI's taxonomy places the organism in Eukaryota, Viridiplantae, Streptophyta, Magnoliopsida, Fagales, Juglandaceae. Gene Ontology annotation, cellular component: plasma membrane.
GCUCAGCUGGGCUGUGGCUGGCAUGAUUGCUUGCAAAAGAGGACUUCUAGCCACAGCAUUGUCAUCUGUCCAUAACUACGGCGCGCAUCAAACCAUUUAUUUAUGCAAUCAGUAGCAAGCCUUUAGCUCGGUCGACAAUGGCGUACCAGAAACUCCCCCUCUCUACCGUCGCCUUUCUCUUGCUCGUGAACCUCCAUGGCGAGCAUUCGAUGGCAAAGGAGGUCGUACCAGUGGGUGUGGUUCUUGAUUUGAACUCCCCGGUGGGAGGAGUUGCAGAGCGUUGCAUGUCCAUGGCACUCUCCGAUUUUUACGCUGUCAAUGAUGAUUAUAACACCAGGCUCGCUCUUUGGACUAUGGAUUCUGGGAAUGAUGUCAUUGCCGCAGCAUCUGCAGCACUGGAUUUAAUGAAGAAUGAAGAAGUGCACGCCAUCGUAGGACCUCAAACGUCAGCACAAGCUAAGUUCGUUGUUGAACUUGGACGAAAAGCACAGGUUCCCAUCAUUUCCUUCUCAGUCACAAGCCCCUCUCUUUCCCCUGCUCAAAACCCCUUUUUCAUACGCAUGGCGCUAAAUGAUUCCGCUGAGGUGAAAGCCAUAGCAGCCAUUGUUAAGGCCUACGGUUGGCGGGAAAUUGUCCUUAUUUAUGAAGACACAGAUUAUGGAAAUGGUUUACUUCCAUACUUGAUGGGUGCUUUUGAAGGGAUUGGAACUCGAGUGCCUUACAAAAGUGCAAUUCCUCCAUCUUCCAAUAACAACGAAAUCGCUAAGGAGAUUAAAAAGUUGAAGGAAACUAAUGCUAGGAUAUUCAUUGUGCACAUGACUGCUUCACUUGGCUCGAAGCUCUUUGUACUUGCAAAUAAUGCAGGAAUGAUGAGGGAAGGGUAUGCAUGGAUUAUCACAGCAGGGCUAUCAGCUUUGGUUGAUCCUUUGGGCCCAAAGGUGAAGGAGUCGAUGCAAGGUGUGCUGGGAUUGCGACCAUACAUACCCAGAUCAAAACAGUUGGAAGACUUCAAAAGAAGAUGGAAAAGAAAUUUAACCUCAAGCAAACCAAACGUUAAGAUUACUGGAUUAAACCUCUUUGGAUUAUGGGCAUAUGAUACAGCUUGGGCUUUGGCUAUGGCAGUAGAGAAGGCUGGCAUAAUGCAUUCUGGAUUCUUAAAGAAAAGUGCUAGCAAAAGUAACGUGGAUCUUGCAGCUCUAGGCAUUUCUGAAACGGGUCAAACACUACUUCAUACACUUCUAACCACUGAGUUUCAAGGCCUGAGCGGGAAAUUUCAUUUGAUUAAAGGACAGUUGGAACCUUCAGCCUUUGAAAUACUCAAUGUGAUUGGAAAAACAGAGAGAAUUAUUGGAUACUGGACAGAAAAGACAGGACUUUCGCAAGAAUUGGAUGACACUGGUGAAGUAGCAUACUCAAUUUCAAAGGUCGGACUCAAGCAACCAAUCUGGCCAGGAGACACAACAAACGAGCCGGCAAAGUUGAGGAUUGGGGUUCCAGUGAGAAAAGGUUUUGAUGAAUUUCUGAAAGUGGAAUGGGAUCCUCGUAUUGAUAAGCCUAUCAUAUCAGGGUUCUCCCAUGAUGUGUUUCUUGCUGUUCUCAAGGCAUUACCAUUCCCCCUUCCUUAUGAGUUUAUUCCCUUCAUGAAUAAAGAUAGGCAGAGUGCUGGAACAUACGAUGAACUUACUUACCAAAUCAAACUUCAGAAGUAUGAUGCUGUGGUGGGAGAUACAACAAUUGUUGCCGAUCGCUCCUUAUAUGUUGAUUUCACUUUGCCUUACUCAGAAUCAGGCGUGUCAAUGGUGGUUCUGGUGAAAGAUGAAGAGAAGAACAACUUUUGGAUUUUCUUAAAGCCACUAAGCUUGGAUCUGUGGUUAACAACAGGUGCAGCAUUUGUCUUUACAGGUUUGGUGAUUUGGGUUCUUGAACACCGAAUAAACAGUGAGUUCAGAGGCCCGCCAGAUCAACAACUUGGCAUAAUUUUCUGGUUCUCCUUCUCAACACUGGUCUUUGCUCACAGGGAGAGAAUGGUAAACAACUGGUCAAGAUUCGUGAUGAUCAUUUGGUUUUUCGUGGUGCUCAUCCUCACACAAAGUUAUACUGCAAGUUUGGCCUCGAUGUUGACAGUACAGAGAUUGCAGCCUACGUUUGUUGACGUAAAAGAGAUAAAAAGGAACGGUUAUUUUGUUGGAUAUCAAAAUAAUUCCUUUGUGAAAGGACUUCUGAUAAAACAGUUGAAUUUCAAUGAGUCCCAGUUGAAGCCUUACAGCACCCCUGAGGAGUAUCACGAAGCACUGUUUAAAGGAAUCAACAAUGGUGGGGUUGCAGCUAUUUUUGAUGAAAUUCCCUACAUCAAGCUCUUCCUUGCAAACUACUGCUCCAAGUACACUACGGUUGGACCGACCUACAAAACCGAUGGAUUUGGCUUUGCCUUCCCACAAGGAUCUUCUUUAGUCCCACACAUUUCAAGGGCAAUCCUUAAUGUGACUCAAGACAGAGACAAAUUCGGAGCACUUGAGCAGAAGUACUUUUUAGGUAGUGGAAGUACUAGUUCUUGUGAAGAUUCAAGUGCCUCAAUCUCUUCAAAUAGCCCUAGUCUCGGUCUGUACAGCUUCGGAGGCCUCUUCAUCAUCACCGGAGUUGUGUCCUUGUUCUCACUAUCGGUUUAUGUGUUGAAGUUCCUUCGCACGCAUUGGCCUGCUUUAAGUACCACACAUCCUGAAAGCUCCUUUUCGUCCAAGUUGAUUGAAAUGGCCAAGUAUUUUGACCGGAAAGAAGAUCCCUCUUCACAUCCCAAUAUUGAAAGACAUACAUCUAGGAUACAUGCUGUAUCAAGUCCUGACGUAACAGAAUUUCGUCAUGAUAUGGAGAACCACUCCAGGAAUUUCGACGUUGAAAGCGACAGGGAUGAAAGUCCUCCUUCUACGAGUUUUCCUUCUCGGCGUAGUGAUAUUACAUCUUUGCAUGAGGGCGUACCAAAUUAAAAGUCCAGUUCUUCUACGUACAGACAAUUUCAUGCACUCCUUUGUGCAUGCCUGCUGACAUGAAUUUUUAUAUUAUUAUGAAAAAAAAAAAAAAAAAAAGCGAGGAAGAGCCAUUUCUUUCA